AUAAAUAGCACCCUCGUCAGUUUCCUUUGAGCAUCGGUUGAUGUUUGCCCAGUCCUCCCUUAAAGAAAAAAUCAUACAUAGUUUUGUUUGAGUUGCAAAGAUGUUUUCGGGUAUGUCUGGUCUGAUCCACAAGGGGCACAAGAUAAAGGGGACAGUGGUGUUGAUGCGAAAGAAUGUGUUGGACGUGAACAGCGUAACCAGUGUUGGAGGCAUUGUCGGUCAAGGUCUCGACCUUCUUGGUUCCACCGUCGAUAAUCUCACUGCCUUCUUGGGUCGAUCAGUUUCUCUCCAACUCAUCAGUGCCACCAAACCAGAUGCCAACGGAAAGGGGAAGCUUGGAAAGGCUACCUUUUUGGAAGGUAUCAUCACUUCACUGCCAACUUUGGGAGCAGGCCAAUCUGCAUUCAAAAUUCAUUUUGAAUGGGAUGAUGAUAUGGGAAUUCCUGGAGCAUUUUACAUCAAGAAUUUCAUGCAAACCGAGUUCUUCCUUGUCAGUUUGACUCUUGAAGACGUUCCAAACCAUGGAAGCCUCCACUUUCUUUGCAAUUCCUGGAUAUACAAUGCCAAACACUUCAAAAACGAUCGCAUCUUCUUUGUCAAUCAGACAUAUCUUCCAAGCGAAACACCGGCUCCACUGGUGAAGUAUAGAGAAGAAGAGUUAGUUAAUUUGAGAGGAGAUGGAACGGGAGAACGUAGAGAGUGGGACAGGGUCUAUGACUAUGAUGUCUACAAUGAUUUAGGUGAUCCUGAUAAGGGUGAAAAUCAUGCGCGUCCUAUUCUUGGAGGGUCUGACACCUUGCCUUAUCCUCGUAGGGGGAGGACUGGUAGAAGACCAACUAGGAAAGAUCCAAAAAGUGAGAGUAGGAGCUCUGAUAUUUAUCUUCCAAGAGAUGAAGCGUUUGGACACUUGAAGUCAUCAGACUUUCUGACUUAUGGGCUGAAAUCCGUAUCUCAAAAUUUUCUUCCAGCAUUGGAAUCUGCUUUUGAUUUGAAUUUCACGCCCAAUGAGUUUGAUAGCUUUGAUGAUGUUCAUGGACUCUAUUCAGGUGGAAUUAAGCUGCCAACAGAUUUAAUUAGAGACAUGAGUCCAUUUCCCGUGCUCAAGGAAUUCUUUAGGACUGAUGGUGAACAGUUCCUUAAGUUUCCUCCUCCUAAAGUGAUUCAAGUGAGUAGGUCUGCAUGGAUGACCGAUGAAGAAUUUGCAAGAGAAAUGCUUGCUGGUGUAAAUCCAAACAUGAUUCGUCUUCUUCAGGAUUUCCCUCCACGAAGCAAGCUAGAUAGCCAAGUCUACGGUGAUCAUACCAGUCAAAUUACCAAAGAACACCUGGAGCCUAACUUAGAAGGACUCACUGUAGACGAGGCAAUUCAAAACAAGAGAUUGUUCAUACUUGAUCAUCACGACUCAAUCAUGCCAUAUUUAAGGCGAAUAAAUGCAACAUCCAACAAGGCUUAUGCCACCAGAACCAUCCUUUUCCUGAAAAACGACCGAACUUUAAGGCCACUUGCCAUAGAACUGAGUUUGCCACGUCCCGGGGAUGAUAAAUCAGGUGUUGUUAGUCAAGUUUUUCUGCCUGCAGAUGAAGGUGUUGAAAGUUCUAUCUGGCUUCUAGCAAAGGCCUAUGUGAUAGUGAAUGACUCUAGCUAUCAUCAACUAGUCAGCCACUGGUUAAACACACAUGCAGUUAUGGAGCCAUUCGUCAUAGCAACAAACAGGCAUCUCAGUGUUGUUCAUCCUAUUUAUAAACUCCUGCACCCUCACUAUCGUGACACCAUGAACAUAAAUGCCCUUGCUCGGGGAUCUCUUGUCAACGACGGUGGAAUUAUAGAGAAAACCUUUUUAUGGGGAAGGUAUUCUAUGGAAAUGUCUGCUACGAUCUACAAGGAUUGGGUUUUUACAGAUCAAGCUUUGCCAGCUGAUCUUAUAAAAAGAGGAAUAGCAACUGAGGAUCCAGAGUGCCCUCAUGGUCUUCGUCUCUUCAUAGAAGACUACCCUUAUGCUGUUGAUGGACUUGAGAUAUGGGAUGCUAUCAAGACAUGGGUUCAUGAAUAUGUUUCCUUGUACUACAAAUCAGAUGACACACUGAAAGAAGAUCCCGAGCUCCAAGCUUGGUGGAAAGAACUGGUAGAGGUGGGUCAUGGUGACAAGAAAAACGAGUCAUGG
Messenger RNA from Vigna umbellata (rice bean), 2161 nucleotides. RefSeq names its product seed linoleate 9S-lipoxygenase-3. The record is from RefSeq and is a predicted model, not a curated record. Gene Ontology annotation, molecular function: oxidoreductase activity, acting on single donors with incorporation of molecular oxygen, incorporation of two atoms of oxygen; protein binding; metal ion binding. Gene Ontology annotation, biological process: lipid oxidation. Lineage: Eukaryota; Viridiplantae; Streptophyta; Magnoliopsida; Fabales; Fabaceae.